Otolemur garnettii (small-eared galago) is the source of this 825-nucleotide messenger RNA. It is a transcript of the gene KLK4, whose product is annotated as kallikrein related peptidase 4. NCBI's taxonomy places the organism in Eukaryota, Metazoa, Chordata, Mammalia, Primates, Galagidae. Gene Ontology annotation, molecular function: serine-type endopeptidase activity. Gene Ontology annotation, biological process: extracellular matrix disassembly; amelogenesis; proteolysis. Bases 1 to 768 code for a protein of 255 amino acids. The transcript is spliced from 5 exons. The record is from RefSeq and is a predicted model, not a curated record.
AUGGUGGCCACAGUGGAAAAACCUUGGGGCUUGUUCCUGGGGUACCUCAUCCUUGGUGUCACAGGAUCGCGCGCGUCUGACACCAGCAGCCAGAUCGUAAACGGCGAGGAUUGCAGCCCGCACUCGCAGCCCUGGCAGGCGGCACUGUUCAUGGAAAACGAAUUUUUCUGCGCGGGCGUCCUGGUACAUCCUCAGUGGGUGCUGUCAGCCGCACACUGUUUCCAAGACUCCUAUACCAUUGGGCUGGGCCUGCACAACCUAGAGGCCAGACAGGAGCCAGGCAGCCGGAUGCUGGAGGCCAACCUUUCCAUACGACACCCAGAGUACAACAAACCCUUGCUUGCCAACGACCUCAUGCUCAUCAAGUUGAACGAAUUAGUGACCCCGUCUGACACCAUCCGGGACAUCAGCGUCGCCUCCCUAUGCCCCACCGCUGGGGAUUCAUGCCUCGUUUCUGGCUGGGGUCUGCUGGUGAAUGGUAGACUGCCCACAGUGCUCCAGUGUGUGAAUGUGUCGGUGGUGUCCGAGGAUGAGUGCAGAGAGCUCUAUGACCCGGUGUACCACCCCAGCAUGCUAUGUGCCGGCGGGGGACAGGACCAAAAGGAUGCCUGCAACGGUGACUCUGGGGGACCCCUGAUCUGCAAUGAGUCCCUGCAUGGCCUUGUGUCUUUUGGACAAGACCAGUGUGGCCAAGUUGGAGUCCCAGGCGUCUACACCAACCUCUGCAAAUUCACUGACUGGAUACAGAAAACCAUCCAGGCCAGUUAGCUAAGGCCCUGGGGGCUGUGAAAUUGACCCCCACAUAUAUCCUGCUGAAGAAAUUCA